Alosa sapidissima (American shad) is the source of this 1335-nucleotide messenger RNA. It is a transcript of the gene trappc6b, whose product is annotated as trafficking protein particle complex subunit 6B. NCBI's taxonomy places the organism in Eukaryota, Metazoa, Chordata, Actinopteri, Clupeiformes, Clupeidae. Gene Ontology annotation, cellular component: cis-Golgi network; trans-Golgi network; TRAPP complex. Bases 359 to 832 code for a protein of 157 amino acids. The record is from RefSeq and is a predicted model, not a curated record. Gene Ontology annotation, biological process: endoplasmic reticulum to Golgi vesicle-mediated transport; regulation of GTPase activity. The transcript has 6 exons.
CAUAGGCAGCUAAAACAUUUACGGAAGCUGCGAAGGGCCUGUGUUGUCAAAUGAUUUGUGGCAGUGGCAAAUAUGAUAGCAUAGCAUUUGCUCGUUUUACACGUCGUUAACAUUUUUUUUCUAAAGUGCUGUUUUAACUGGUAGACUUAUUAAGCUGUGCCGUCGAUGUACUCUUUUAAAUCGGUAUUGUCAAGAAUGUCAACUGAUACAUAACGUUAGCUAGCCAUUUCCAGAAUUAUCCGCUAACGACAUGUCAUUGAUUAAGUUUGCUAUGUAGAAAAGAGUAGAAAGGUAUACUCAGAAAACAUAUUAUUUAUGAAUAGUUUAGAAAAGCGUUGUUGUUUGGUGUUCUUUCGGAAUGGCAGACGAAGCUCUAUUCCAGUUUCUUCACAAUGAAGUCAUUCAAUAUGUGUACAAAUCAGCCGAGAGUGGAGAGAUGGAAAAUGGGAGAUGCAUUACCAAACUGGAAAACAUGGGAUUUAGAGUCGGACAAGGACUCAUAGAAAGAUUUACAAAAGAUACUGCACGCUUCAAAGAUGAACUUGACAUCAUGAAGUUCAUUUGCAAGGACUUUUGGACCAGUGUUUUUAAAAAGCAAAUUGACAACCUGAGGACAAACCACCAGGGUAUUUAUGUACUUCAAGACAACAAAUUCCGUCUACUUACACAGUUGUCUGCAGGUAAACAGCAUCUGGAACAUGCUCCAAAGUAUCUAGCAUUCACUUGUGGCCUGGUGAGAGGGGGGCUCUCCAACCUUGGAGUGAAAAGUAUUGUCACAGCGGAAGUCUCUAUCAUGCCUGCAUGUAAAUUUCAGGUCAUGAUUCAGAAGUAAACAAAGUGGACACUCCAUCCAAUAUCCACAGAUAUAUUGAUCAUCCUUGUUGCCUUUUCUGUUGAUUUUAAAAGGGAAACUUGAAGUAUCCCUGCAUGAAAUUAAUGUUAUGAUCAGUUAAGUGUCUGUCUUUCAGUAUGUUUUCUUGUUACAUUAACUGUAAUCAAUUAUGGAUCAUGAAGUUUAUUGUUAGGAUUACAGUCAACUGAUUAUCGACAUGUGUAAUUAUGUUUGCACUGAGUAUCCACUAAAGGCCUAUGAUUGCACAAAGUUAGGAAUUAUGUUAUUUUAAUGGUCUUAAUAAUGUACACAUUCAUAUACAGCAUAUUCAUUCUUUCAUCAUGUAAUUAAAUAAUUAUGCAUUUCUGUUUGUGUGCUAUUAUGUGGUGCUAAGGUUCAUCCUGAUAAUCCUUAUUUUACCAGAAUGCACUGUAUGCUCUGUGUUGAUUUGUGCAGUUGCAAUGCAUUGCAUGUGUUAAUAGAACCCAUUCCAGACCAGAAAA